This is a messenger RNA of Pan troglodytes (chimpanzee), 4796 nucleotides long. RefSeq names its product photoreceptor disc component (gene PRCD). Gene Ontology annotation, cellular component: photoreceptor outer segment membrane. Gene Ontology annotation, molecular function: opsin binding. The transcript has 6 exons. Bases 2170 to 2334 code for a protein of 54 amino acids. The record is from RefSeq and is a predicted model, not a curated record. Lineage: Eukaryota; Metazoa; Chordata; Mammalia; Primates; Hominidae.
CCGGGAGGAAUGGGCGGUCACGCGGCGCUGGGCGGCGCGGGCCGCACAGGAGUGCGCCGGGGCGGGCGCGGGCCGGGAGCGCUUGGUUCCGGGUCCCAAUGCUUGCGGCGUCGCGAGUGUGCGCGUGCGGACCCUUCCCGCGGCGGGGAACUGACUCAAAGUCCAACACUCCCGAGCUUUCGAGGCGAGGCCGACCGCCAGCCCGCCCGUGGGGGCGAACAGGAGCCCCUCCGGCGGCCGCCGUGGACCUAGCUGGGCUCCCCUCGCCCGGGCCUCUCACCGCGCCCCCGAGCCAGCCGCUGGGGGCCCCGGCGCCAUUCCCACGGCUCUGGACGCCCAGGCUCUGGGGGGUUAGCACGGGGGUCGUCCCCCUGCCCGCCCACCGCCCCGGCUGUCGGAACUUGAGCGCACCUCCGACCUCGGGCGCCAGAGGCCUGCGCCCCCUUUCCUUCCGCCCAGCACCUCCAUGCCCUCGGUGCACGAACGCGGCGGCGGCGGCCAGAAGUCCCCCGUGGCUUAUGAAUGACACGGACAGGCAAGAACCAGGCGCUGCCCUGAAUUCUGGCCCAGCUGGUGGCGGAGGAAGUCCAGAGAGGCACCGGAUAGGGCAGACAGGACCUGGCAGACAAAAAGUCUUGAGGAAGGCGCAGGCUGCUGGGGACAUCUCAGCCGCCACCAAGGGCCCGAUUCCGGGCCUGGGGGAGGCAAAUCCUUCCUCCUGGUGGGCCCUAUCCAGGGCGGUGUGAGAUUGGGCCAGAGGUGGGGGGAGAAUCCCAUGGUGCCUGCCCUGCAGCGGCUGCUCAGUCCUGGGGACAGCCUGAGGCCAGACAGGGCCUGGCAGUGUCGGGAAGAGAUGUCACUCAGGCUCCCGGCGACCCCUGUCCUCGCUCAAGACUUGAUGUCCCAUUGCCCAAGCAUUGCUAAGGGUUGGCUCUGCGCUUUCGCUAUGGUUCAUGUAUUUAUUCUUAAAAUCCGACUUUAAGGUCCGGGGGAGGCGAGGAGAACUCACCCUGGCCAGCCUCAGCUGCAGCCUGGGCCCCUCCUGGGAGCUCAGGGUUCAGGUGCCUGGGGGACCCUGAGGCAGUGCCUCUGACACUGUCUCCCCCUUGUUGAGGGAAUGAAAAUCUAAUGCCUCCUGGGGGUCUUGGAGGGGCUGGAGGGGAGUGGGUGGGUUCAGGUUCUCACACCACUCCCAGACCCAUGUCUCAGCGUGGCCAUGGCUGGCUCCAUGCUCCACACACACACUGAACAGUUUCUCAAAGUUGGUGUGACCAAGUGGCUGCCCAACAGGUCCCCUUGGGAUGUGGAAAGAAAAUAGGAGAAAUCGUGUAACUAUUUCUUUUCAUCUCAUCCUUUGCAAAUGUAAUGUAGUCGUAUGGUGUAGGAAUGAAUCUGUACAGUAGUCUAGCAUAUAAUUUGUAAGUGGCUGCACGUGUCUAUUUUGUGAGUGCACACUUGAAUUCUGCCUUUUACUGAAGAGGGCGUGUAAUCAGAAAAGUUUGGAGAGGAUUGUCCAGAGGGUAAAACUGCCAGCCCUUCACUGUUGAGUCUCCCGUCUCUCUGGCUUCAUUAUCCAAUAUUCCUCCCCUUUCUUCCUCCUCUCCUGAUGCUUCCACGGUGACAUCAUUGCUUCACCUCCAUUCACCUUGCAGUUACUGGCAGAUGCUCCAUGCUUUCAUGUCAGUAGCUUCGGCAGCGUCUUCUGUCUGAGGGCUCAUCCUGCCUUGUGCACUGCAAAUUCAGAUGCCCUUGCUCCUCUUUAAACGUUGCCCUGAUGCCUGCAACUCUGAAAGUGCCCUGUAGGCGCCUUGAAUAACUCCUGGGUCACUCUACUGCAGUCAUUGUACUUGACAGCACAUUUGUUUAGAGUGGCAGCUCCUUGCAAGCAAGGCCCAGUCUCAUCAGAUCGAGACUCCGAAUACGUGCUCAAUGCCACAGUGCAUGCCUUGACCCUACCGCUGGAGGGGAGAACCUGGGUCCAGUGAGCUUAAUCAGUCCUCACAAGGUCGGGGCCGCUGACCCACUAAUCAGCUUGAGCCUCCUAAUCCAUCCCCAGCAGGAACCGCAGGACAGACGGCAGUGGCUCCUGAGAGCUGGCUGGGGCCAUUUUGGCCCCUCGCCUGUGGCCUUCUGCAGACUUGGUCUGGGAGGGGAUGGGGCAGCUGCGCCAUGUGCACCACCCUUUUCCUGCUCAGCACCCUGGCCAUGCUCUGGCGCCGCCGAUUUGCCAACCGAGUCCAACCAGAGCCCAGCGACGUGGAUGGGGCAGCUAGGGGCAGCAGCGUGGAUGCGGACCCUCAGUCCUCAGGCAGGGAGAAAGAACCUCUGAAGUAAGCCCUCACCUCUGCAGGUGGGGCUCAGGCCCAGAGACUGGGAUCAGCUGGCUCAGGCAGCUCAGGUCCUGGUUCGUCCCCUAGCCCAGGAGGACGCUGUGGGAGCUGGAGCAGCGGCAAGAGGGAGAACGGGGGGAAGCAGCACUAGAGAAGUUCCCACAGCUCAUCCUGUCACUGGCUGCUCUGCUGAAAUUAUCAAUAAGAAAUGCCAGUUGGAUCUGUGACAUGUCUGCCUGCAGCUGGAUGGGAGCAACGGACAGCUUGUCCUCCGAAUGUGUUUUCUGUAUGUGUGCAAGUGCGGGUGUUCCAAAUGGGCAGUAGCGUGUGGGAAGGAAAAAGCCUGACACUUGUUUUUAUCAAUUUGCUGAUGCUCAGUCCCAGCGGCUGCCUCCUUUGCCCCCAGCUGCUCUGCCAUCUCUCUCUUUUCAAUCCUGCAUGAUCCUGAGCAGAGAUAAAAGCAGAUUUCCGCUUCUGCUCCCAGAUCCAGGAGCAGACCCUGCAGGCAGCUGCUCCCGAUGUCUCACAGCUAUUAGUCUUCAAAAGCCCCCCGUGCCUCUGUGCACACGCGUCUCUCCUCCCCAGCCAGCCCCCCUCCCAGCCCAGCGGCGAUGUCUCUGCCUGGCUGGCCCCGUGCCCUUGACUUCCAGGCAGUAGGAGAUGGAGUUCUCUAGACAGCAGCAGUUCAGCCGCCACUCCGCCUCUGAAGGGAAGGAAGGGAAAGGGUGAGGGAUGCCGCAGAGGAGAGGGAACCGCUGGGGAAGCGCUCAGGGUUGGGGAGGAGGUGCAUCCCACUGGGGAGGGCCUGCUGGUACCUCGGGGAGCCUGGCUGGGGUGUGUGCGAAGGCAGUUCUGUGGGAGCCUCUCAAAGUAGGGCAGGCAGGAGGCAGGGGGAAAGUCACACUAGGGAAGGAGCCUGCAGAGGCAAAGCCAGAGCGCCAGCCUGACCCAGGUCGUGAGCCCGUGAUCGCCUGUCUCAGCUCCUGUCAGCCUGUCUCUCUCUUUGGAGGCAUCGGCCUUCCUGGUGACAGGCCUGUCAGGCUGAGGGCCAGAGGGCACUGUUCCCGGGACCCAGUCCGUGCUCCCCGAUCCUAUCUGCAUUUAUUCUCUAAUCUAUUUGCCAUGUUCCUGUCACCUCAUCCUUGCUGCCAUUUCCAAGUUGCUCAUCUUCCACUGGUCUGAGGAAUUGUCAGGCCAAGGUCAUGGAGCUGGCUCACGGCCCAGACGCACUUCCCCAGGGCAGCGCCCCUCCACGCCACUGUUCCGAGAACCUGCGCAGGAGGUGGUGGCUGCUCCAGGGAUCCAUCCAGAGGAAGGGCGGGAAAAAGAGAGGAAGGGGCUGCUGGCGGCCAGCGGGGCUGUGGCUGCCUGGGCUUGGAGGUUGCCUGGGCAGCUGGGGUGCCAUGUGGGCUGGGUGGGGGGGCUGUCUCCCCCAGGGAGCAGGCUGGCUUUGGUGGGAGCAGAUUGUGUUUACACCUUCCCCGCACACCCAGCCCACGCUCGCCUCUUAUUCCUGGGGCCUCUCCCACCCCUGGGCUCUCUGCGCAAUCUGCACAUUUGCAGCUCCUGCUGCAGAAAGUUACCUCUCUCAGCCUAGAGCUCCCCACAGAAGGCUCCUGGGACCCGGGUGCCCCUUCCUUGGCCCACUGGCUCCCAUCACAGGGCUUAGUGUGAAGCUCAGGGCAAGGGUGGACCUUUACAUGGGGGAAUUAAAUCCUGACUAUGACACUGUCCCCACUGAGGCUGAGUCCUUUUUCCUCCCUUUCCUUGCAAAGAGCCGCUGCUUGGGAAUGGGAGCAGGAGUGCUCAGGGGCUUGGGAGAGGGCAGAUAAAGGGCAGCUAGAGAGGGAGAGCUGAGCCAAAGGGUGGGGUCCCUUCUGGUCCAGGGUGCUGGCUACUGUGAAAUAACAAGAGUCCAAGAGCAAGGUGUCCAGAGUCAGAGCUCCUGGGUUUGAACCUUGUUCCACCAGCACAUCCUACCUCUGUGGCCUGGUCCUUCAGCUCCUACUUAAUGGAAGCCUCGCAGAUGCAAGAUGGCUCCAGCAGGCCCAGCAUCACUUCUUCUCAGUGUCCCAAAGCCAGAAGAGAGGCUGUUGUUUUUAAAAGCAGGAAAACUUUCCUAAACUUGGCCAGAAUUGCAUCACAGACCCUUUCCUAAAACAAUUUCCAGCAAAGGGAAUAGACUUACCAUGUCUGGUACAGAUGAAUCAAGAUUUGCCCCUGGGGGCUAGGGAGGGGCUUGCCCCUGCUGAAGCAGACCCUUGCCCAGCAGCUGAACGGAGCCUAGGUUCACCAGAUGGAGGAAGGGACUGGCCACUAACAGUGCCUGACAUACAGAUGUGCUUCCUGUGAUAUCGCUGCCGCCACUGUUCCAAAUGUAAGCAGUUGGCUGUCUGGGAUACUACCUACCUUCGUUUGUGUUCUUAUUAAUAAAAUUAAAGAUUGCUUUCUGGGUAGAGAAAUUAA